CCGCUGGGGGAGUGGGUGCUCGCGCACAACACGCAAAUAACACUCUAAUUCCAUGAUCGGACUCUCAAUCACAGGUUUCUUACCUUUUCCUAUUCAAAACAUUUUUCUACACUUAAAACUACAUUUUAUGUUAGAUUGAAGCCUUUGGAAAAGAGGACCGCAAGAAGGAUCCGGAAGAUAAAGUGGAUUCCCACCGCGAUAACUUUUUCCAAGGAAGACAAGUGCGUCGACGUCAGUCCGUGAUUUAUUACCCAAAUAUGACGGUUUACAGCCAGCGGUCUUUGAUGGUUCUUGCUUUAUUAGGCAUCCUAUCAGGGAUUAUGUCUCUGCUAUCGGUCAAUCUGAUUUUCCAUUUACAAACACAACAGAUUGCUGUGAAGGAAUCUCCCCCCACCAUCUCCAUCGUGCCAACUAAUGUUUGGGCAGUGCUGAUGCCAGUGUCUACAGUGCUUUCUGCUCUGUCUCUCACGCUCAAUUUGUGCUCUGUCGUGGUCUGCCUUCUGCACAGCUACUUUACAACCGAGAUAUGCAGAGGAGAAGAUGAUACGGAAAGAGCAGACUGGUUCCUAUUGGAUAGCCGAGCUGUCCGACAUGUGGCCAUUGGACUAUUUUGCCUUGGGGUUUCAGUAUACUUAGCAGCUAUGUCCAUCUACAUGUUGCUGGUGUUUGAGGUAGAGACAGGCAUCGCCAGCGCAUGCGUACUGGCCUCGGGCAUCCUGAUUCUGCUGAUGAUCGUGAUUCACUCCCUGGUCAAAGCCGCCCGUACUGCCCAACACUACCGCGGUGGGGAACACACUGACACCCUGUACCAGAACCAGCACGGUGGGAGCACCCCUGCCGCCCGACCAGGCAAGCUCCAAGACGGGGACAAACCCAGGAGGCACCGCAACAACUCCCAACUCCACCGGCAUUUGUCCUACCCUCCUCUCUGCACCGACCCUAAGCAGCAUCACCAGCAUCAGUACUCCCCAUCCCACAGCCCUCAGAGCCACAGCAGUGACAAGGAGGGCUACAGUAGUGGUGGGAGUGGUUCUAGAAUGCACAGGACCCUGUCAACAGAGUCAGGGCUGCUGCAGUCUCCAUCUAAGCCCUGGAAUGGCAUUAACAAUGAGAUGCGGAGCGUGCUGGCCCGCAAGUCAGGAGCCUCCAGUAAAGACUCUACUCUGGUGUGACCUGACCUGCAAAGUCUUAGCAGUUAGUACAUUCUUACCCAACCAUCAAACGGUCCGAAGUAUACAGUAUGGAUAGAAAAUAGCUGAAGCCAUUUAAAAGCUCUGAGCUAUCCCUUCAUGAUCCAAGCACCACUAAUACUAUUACUGUACAUUUCAAUACAGACAUAGUGAAACUCAUUUUAAUACACCUUUCCUAAUAUCCCGUUCCCUUACUGCCUUUGUAUUGACUUUUUACACAGAAACCAUCACUAUUAAACCCUCUAGAAUGUUUACUUACUGGUAUUCCAAUGGAAAAUGUUAGUAACUUAUAGCUACAGCUAAUGCUAUAGUUGCUACGUGAUUAUACAAUUUAACAAGUGGCAGAGAAAUGCUUUAUAUUUUCAAAAGUGUUUGGUAAAGACCAAGGGUGGUCUUUGAAAUAUAUUGCCAAAACUGUAUAUUACACAAUGUGUAGAGAAAUUUGGUAGUGUUUAGUCUGCAUACUGUAAAAAACAUAUUUCAUAACUUUGAAUAAAGGCAUGUUACAAAACA
Molecule: messenger RNA, 1703 nt
Organism: Salmo salar (Atlantic salmon)
Lineage: Eukaryota; Metazoa; Chordata; Actinopteri; Salmoniformes; Salmonidae
Product: transmembrane protein 221
Source: RefSeq, a predicted model, not a curated record